UUAGCCGCGCCCCGGAGUGCAAAGUUCGUCCCGCCCAUCCCCCCGAGCUGUACCCGCACACACACUGCGCACAGCUCGCUCAGCCAGACGCAGCCGGACCGCCCUUCUGGUAAACCUGUAGUUGUGCUGUCAGCAUCACAGACAGGGUUUGUUCCAGUACGAGAGAGGACAGAAUUCGCGGAACUUCAACAGAAGAUUGGCCAGCUGGCAGGUGACCUGCCCCAGACUCUAGAGGAGCUGGGACUGACCAGUGUGGUCCAGCACGUACAGGAGCUCAAGACUAACGAAUACCUUGGGUGUUACCCGGAUGGCUCUCCUCACAGAUUUCCGAGAAAGGUGACGACGUUAAGCUAUAUGACGACUGAACGGUGCAUCGCAGCAUGCCGUACUGCGGGCUACACCUACGCUGCUACCGAGGUUUCACGCAGCCGCUGGUGGCGUUAUCAUGACUGCCACUGCGGGCGGGAGGCCGACUUCAACCGGCUGGGCCAACGGGUGUGUGACAGUGAAUGCAACAGCCGUUGCCGUGGCAACUGGCGCCAGAAGUGCGGUGGGAGGUUCAGAAUGUCCGUGUACAAGAUCGACGCAGUUCCCAGCUGUGAGGGAGGGCCAAGACGAGUCAGUACCCACUGGUACGUGACGGCCGCCACCACCAACCUGCAGUACCAGGGCAACCCGCAAGACCGUCCCUUCGACUUCUCUUCUCCAGCUCUGGACGGAGGCACUGCCAUUCCCAUCCGAAGUACACUGGAGAACAUGAUUGAAGACAUCCAUGGCUUCCCGAGUCAUUACCCUGCUACCACUGCAGAGGGCAUGCCUGACCUGGUCCCAGACUACACCGCUCUGCUAGCCUCUCUCCAGGCCCCGGGGCUGCGGCUGACGGCAGGGACUAACACGGUGUUGGAGCUGGACCAACACUUCUCCAUCCAGUCCUACCCCUGUAGUCUGGAGUACAACCCUGCUAUAAACGGGCGGGGAAGGAGAGCAGUUACAGUGAGGAUCAUAGUUGUCCGAUGGAACCCGUUUAAAGUGAAGGUGGAAAUCACAUGUUUUUAGUGCCAGCACAUCAGACAUCUGCAGGUCAGCUAAGCGAAUUAAGAUGAUCAUUGAUGUCUGUAUCUGUAUUUGUGUAGCCGGUAUAACUGCCCUUCCCAGUUUCGCAGGCAUGCGGCGUGGUGGCAGCUACAUGUACGAUCCCUGUCUUAUGUACAUACCUACUACCCUAUCCUCAGAUUUAAUAUCGCUACUAAGGCCACGCCAAUUUGAUUUGUUGUUUCUCUGAUUUUUCAGAAAAAAUAUGAAGGAAUAUGGCAAAAAAAGAC
Messenger RNA from Branchiostoma belcheri (Belcher's lancelet), 1322 nucleotides. RefSeq lists its product as uncharacterized. Lineage: Eukaryota; Metazoa; Chordata; Leptocardii; Amphioxiformes; Branchiostomatidae. The annotation marks the transcript as partial. The record is from RefSeq and is a predicted model, not a curated record. The transcript is spliced from 6 exons.